This is a messenger RNA of Saxophila tyrrhenica, 453 nucleotides long. RefSeq lists its product as uncharacterized. NCBI's taxonomy places the organism in Eukaryota, Fungi, Ascomycota, Dothideomycetes, Mycosphaerellales, Extremaceae. The record is from RefSeq and is a predicted model, not a curated record. The coding region runs from base 1 to 453 and encodes 150 amino acids. The transcript has 2 exons. Gene Ontology annotation, cellular component: membrane.
AUGUGCGGCAGCGACAUCUUCCUCGGCCUCAUCGCCCUCCUCUUCCCACCCCUCCCCGUCUGGGUCAAACGUGGCAUCUGCUCCGCGGACUCCCUCAUCAACCUCGCCCUCUGCUGCCUCGGCGUUCUCCCAGGCCUAUUGCACGCCUGGUACAUCAUCGCCACCACCCCAGAACCCACCUACACCCAACUCCCACAGGACGCCGAGCAAGGGCACGUCACAUACUACUACGUGCAAGCGCAGCCGCAGUACAGACGGCCGAGCAGCGCGCAGCAGGGCAAGCCGCAGGGGUAUGGUACUGUGAGCAAUGCGCCAAACGCGCAGUUCCCGGCGGGGCAGCAGGGACAGCAGGGGUUUGUGCAGCCGCAGCAGCAGCAGGCGGGGCCGAGUGAUGGGGAGGUGCCGCCGACGUAUCAGCAGGCGGUUGGGGACCAUAAGGUGCAGCACCCGUGA